CAUUAUUUGUGUUAUUUGUGUUAUCUGUGCAUUUUCCUCUCGAUUGUCAUGGUGUCUAAAGGUUGAUUUUGUUUUUAUUUAUUAGAUUUUCAUUCAUAUAAACGAUACUAUAAUCCCCACGAAACGUAAACAUGAACAGAUUAAUUUUGAAUCCGUGCCGGUGCCUAAAAAGAUCAACUCUGAAAUGGGAAAUCAAAGAGUAUCAGUAUUUUUCACAUGUGAGACAUGCAACGACCCUGUCAUAUGCUAUCCAGCCAGGUGAACCUCAGUUUGGCUGUACACAGCGGCCAUUAAAUGCCAGAGUGUUGUACACUCCACCUUACUUUAGAGGAAUAGCCACAAGCUCCUGCUACUAUGAAAAGGAACCACUUAAACCUUCUUCAAAAGUUGAAGCAACAGUUGAAACUAUAAAGAAAGGAAUAGCUGAGCAAGAGAAGCUUCCAGUGAAGGAAGUACCGAAGAAAAGUAUAGGGGAACGUAUCAUGGCUGAGAUUCGGCAUUAUGCAUACGGUUUCAAACUACUCUUCAUUGAAAUCAGGAUCUCGACAGGUUUAUGCUUUAAGAUUCUAAGAGGCAAGUCAUUAACGCGGCGAGAGCACAAGCUACUCAUCACCACAAUUGGAGACUUAUUCAGAAUGGUACCAUUUAUAGUGUUUAUUGUUGUGCCCUUUCUAGAAUUCUUGCUGCCACUAUUCAUAAAAGUGUUCCCUAACAUGUUACCAUCCACAUUUGAAAGCAAAGAUCAGAAAGAAUCAAAAAUGAAACAGCACUUAAAAGUCAAGUUGGAAAUGGCUAAGUUUUUCCAAGAGACACUGGAUCAGAUGGCUCCUCAGGCGAGUAAUAGGCACUCAACACUCGCAAAAGAGUUUCAGACCUUCUUCACAAAAGUCAGAACUUCCGGUGAUGUGGCCACUAGUGAGGAAAUAAUGAAAUUCUCAAAAUUAUUUGAAGAUGAAAUUACGUUAGAUUCACUUCAGAGGCCACAUCUGAUUGCACUUUGCAAAGUGUUAGGAGUCACUUCUAUUGGUACAAGUGCUAUGCUACGGUGGAAUCUAAGGAUGAAGUUGCGGUCUUUGGCUGCUGAUGACAAAAUGAUAGCUAAAGAAGGUGUGGACAGCUUAAACUUUAGCGAGUUGCAACAGGCGUGCCAAGCACGUGGAAUGAGAGCUUAUGGUGUAUCAGAAGAGCGCCUUAGGAAGGAAUUAAGAAACUGGCUAGAUUUGUCUUUGAACGAGAAAGUUCCACCAUCACUUUUGCUUCUGUCCCGAGCAUUGAUGGUGCCAGAACAUGUGCCAACAACAUAUAAGUUGAAGGCUACCAUUUCAGCACUGCCUGACUCAGUUGUAAUGCAAACUAAGGCUGCCAUUGGAGAGAAGGAAGGCAAAAUUGACUUCAAGGCUAAAAUGGAAUCCAUCAGGCUUGAAGAACAAAAGAUCAAAGAAGAACAGGCUGAGAUGCUUGAAGCUGAAAAAGAGAAACAGAUAUUGGAAGCAAAGAAGAGAGAGAAGGAAGAACUCAAAGACAAAGCACCCAUCCUUGAUACUGAACAAGAAGCCGCUGCUAAGGAUGAGGCAAUGGUGCUGAAUGUGGAUAGUCCUAAACCGGCUGAGGAGGGUCUGUCUGGAAAGGAUAUUGAGGUCAUUGAGGAUGCUUUAGAAAAAUUAGCUGAGCAGAAGAAAUCCCUGCUCCUCGAGAAGGAGAGCAUCCAAGGACUAAAGCUGGAGCUCUCCGAGUACAGCGAGGAUGUCAAGGAGAUGCAAGAGAUCGUCAAGACCAAGCAGGCAGACAUCAAGGUCUCCAAGGGUGCUAGAAGACUAUACAAAGCAGUGAACAACAUGAUCAGCAAACUCGACUCCGUUCUAGUCGAGCUAGAAAACAAAGAGAAAGCGCUCCAGAAAACCCUAGAACAGACCAAGUCCGAGCCGCAGAAAGCCAAGGAGCAGCUGAUCCAUAUCGAUGAACUGAUGCAUUCCAUUAAGAGUCUACAGAAGGUGCCCGAUGAGGCCAAGCUGAAGCUGAUUCAGGAUGUUUUGGGGAGGUUGGAUGAUGAUUUUGACGGGCAGUUGAAGGUCGAUGACGUUUUGAAGAUGGUUGAAAUAAUAGGCAACGAGAAUGUGAACCUGUCAGAGAAGCAGGUGCAGGAGCUGAUCGAGCUCCUCGACAAGGAGGAAAUUCUAGAAGUAGAGAGCAAGAUACAGAAGGCGCUCGACAAGGCGGCGACAGCGGAGAAGGUGCAGAAUAUUGAAGCUCUGGAAGCUAGCAAGGGUCUAUUCGACUUAAUCCGAGAAGCACAGAAGCGACGAGAAAUGAAGAAAGCAGUCGAAAAGUUCGGCGAUCAACCCUCGAUCCCGAAGAGCGAAGACAUCGUCACCAAGACCAAACCAGAGGACAGCAGUAAACGGCAAGAGAGCCACUGAAAACUCUACCUUAGGAUUAUUCAAGUAAAGUUGUAAAUACUGUGGCUGUAGGUGACGUUUGCGUCUUAUGCUAGUCGAGCAACCAGCAGAAAUGACGAUCCCAUCAUUACUAUAUAUAGGGUUAACAAAGCAAGCUUUGAUCCCUUCUGUAAAGUGUAAUGUACUGUUAUGUAAUGUUUCCCUAAUGACAAUAAGCAUUUGUAUACAUGUAAUCGAUAACUGCAUGUAAAUAUUUACAUAAUGCCUAUUCCGUUUCGCACCGUACAAAAUAUUUUUCAGAUUAUUAUUUAUUUCCGGUUUCGUAAUUUAUAAAAUUCUAUUUUAUUGCUUAUGCAUUUCUGUGAUCGCUGUUGUAAGUUUUAUGUUCGUUGUGUAUAUUAGCGUUGGAAUAGCGCUGCACAAAUUGUGUGUCUGUAUGUAUUCGAGUUUAUUUGAUUGGCACCGGCCUACAUUAUCAGAAAUUGGGAUUUACUUCAAGUAUAAAAUAUCUCGCAAGUUGCAUUUAAAAUGUGACGGAUUUGUGUAUAUAAAAGAUAUAGAGGAUUAAUAUUAUAUGAUUUCAAAACUGGUUUCUAAACCCUGGCGUAUCAUGUGAUUCUUGGCUGUCUAUAAUUUAAGCUAUCACAAUUUAACCUGUCUGCACAUCUAAUGCAGGUAUUAACACAACUAAAUAUACAUUUAUAUGUAAAAUCUUGUUCUAAAACAAUUGUUGUGGGGUAUAACAAAUAUAGUGAUUUUAAUGUUAUAGCUAGAUGUAUCUGUACUCAUUAGAUGUGCUGAGAAUCGAACUUACUUAUGUUAAAGUAAGAGAAUAAAGAGAUCAUUAUAUGAA
Cydia pomonella (codling moth) is the source of this 3249-nucleotide messenger RNA. It is a transcript of the gene Letm1, whose product is annotated as mitochondrial proton/calcium exchanger protein. Bases 132 to 2417 code for a protein of 761 amino acids. Gene Ontology annotation, cellular component: mitochondrial inner membrane. The record is from RefSeq and is a predicted model, not a curated record. Lineage: Eukaryota; Metazoa; Arthropoda; Insecta; Lepidoptera; Tortricidae. Gene Ontology annotation, molecular function: ribosome binding. Gene Ontology annotation, biological process: intracellular monoatomic cation homeostasis. The transcript has 7 exons.